UUUAACAUAUUAUUUUCUGUAGUCACAUGAUAACAAAAUGGCAGCGCCCACAAAAAUCUGUAGUGUUUUCAGAAAUGGUUUAUUUAAUGGGAAAGUGGCUAUUGUUACUGGUGGGGGGACGGGUAUCGGAAAAGCAAUCACACAAGAAUUGUUGUACUUGGGAUGUAAUGUAAUGGUAGCUUCAAGGAAUGAAGAAAGACUGAGAAAGGCAACAGAUGAGAUGAAAAAGAAUAUCACUUCUCCUGCAGAACUAGAUCACAUGCAGUGUAAUAUCAGGAAAGAAGAACAAGUACAAAAUCUGAUAUCAACAACAUUAAAACGGUUUGGCAAAGUAGAUUUCUUAAUCAACAAUGGUGGAGGCCAGUUUCCUGCCCGUGCUGAGUCAUUUUCAUUGAAAGGAUGGAAUGCUGUUAUAGAAACCAAUCUUACUGGAACAUUUCUAUGCUGUAGAGAAGCCUACAAUCAAUGGAUGAAUGAUAAUGGAGGAGUUAUUGUAAACAUUAUUGCUGACAUGUGGAAAGGAAUUCCUAUGAUGAGCCACACAGGAGCAGCUCGGGCAGCUGUGGACAAUCUGACGAAAUCUUUAGCAUUAGAAUGGGCAGAAAGUGGAGUGAGAAUUAAUUCUGUGGCUCCUGGAAGUUCUAUAUACUCUGAAACAGCAGCAGCAAAUUAUGGUGACCCAAAAAUAUUUGCAUAUAAUAUACCAAAAAUUCCACUCAAAAGACUGGGUACUGUAGAAGAGAUUUCCACUUCUGUAUGUUUUCUGCUGUCCCCUGCAUCAGCCUAUAUAACUGGUGAAACGAUCAAAGUAGAUGGAGGAGGCAGUCUGUAUUCAACUAUGAUUUUUGAAGUACCAGAUCACAAGAAGUCCAAGGCAUAUACCUGGAAAGAUGACGAGGAAACCAAAUCUAAAUUAUGAUAUAUACAAACUACUGUUUACAAACACUAUUCAAAUUUACAAAUACUUUAAUAUAUAUAGGAAUUCAGAAAAAUUUGAAUUUAGGUUGCAUUUGUUAGUUUUGCCGAUUUACAUUUUUGUCAUUACAGAGUAACAGAACUUGGUAGAGUGGGGCGCCCAUUUUCACCGGUGACACAAUUUUGCCGUUUAUGAUUUUGAGGUGUAAAAACUUUAAAAGGAUGGUUAAAAUGUCAGAAAUAUGCCGCUUAAUUCAAUUUUUAUAACAAAUAUGAUUAUUUUUAAAAAUUAGACAAAAUUUCGGCAAUAACAGCAUAGGACCAUUUGAAAUGUCUGCUUUUCAUCUACAAUGAAAUUUAUUUGAUAAAUAUUGUUUAAAGCUGCAGUUAUUUGGUUUUAAAUAGAUGUGUAAAAACGGCUAAUCUGUGUCCCCCUUUGCUGAAACAUCAGGAAAUUUCAAACACUCUUUAAUCUAACUUUUCAGAUGAUUUUUUUUCAAAGAAACACCUUUCAAGCUAACAAUAUUUUGCUUUUGAUGUUAUGUUCAUAUAGAAAUAUUAGUAUACUUCACAAACAUAAAGACCUGAACAUAAACUGUAGAAAACUUAUGGCAAAAAUGAGCACCCCACUUAUCAUGAUUUGUUCAUUACAUUUUAUUUUAUACUGUAGAUUUAUUAUUAUUUGUUGGAUACUAAUUUACAUUGAUUUCUUUUUAAAAUAUAUUUUAAAAAAAAUAUUUUAGAUUCAACCUUCUUUAAUUUAUCUAUAUCAAUGCAUGUAUUUACGGUAGUAAAGAGAUUUCAAGUCUA
This is a messenger RNA of Mytilus trossulus (common blue mussel), 1725 nucleotides long. Its product is annotated as peroxisomal trans-2-enoyl-CoA reductase-like. The transcript is spliced from 8 exons. The record is from RefSeq and is a predicted model, not a curated record. Gene Ontology annotation, molecular function: trans-2-enoyl-CoA reductase (NADPH) activity. NCBI's taxonomy places the organism in Eukaryota, Metazoa, Mollusca, Bivalvia, Mytilida, Mytilidae. Gene Ontology annotation, cellular component: peroxisome. Bases 38 to 919 code for a protein of 293 amino acids. Gene Ontology annotation, biological process: phytol metabolic process.